AUGUCGUUCGCUGGCGUAUCCUUGAUCCGCGACGGCAGACUACGGCCUUCCGGCUCGGCCAUCAACGAUGCCGGCGCCGUUAGCGGGUACCAUCUGCUUGUGGUUGAAGGCUACUCAUGCAUCAAGCAUAUUCUUAAAGGCAGUCCCAUCGAAUCUCGCUCUUUCAGGGUUGGAGGGUAUCUGUGGUCUCUCAAGUACUACCCUAACGGUUUGCCGUGGGCCUCCCUCGGCGAUGUAUCUGCUGCCCUUGUCCUUGCUCAGGAUGUUUCAAAGCCUGUGAAGGCGCAGUUCAGGUUCAGUUUCAUUGAUCAGUCCGAUAAGCAGGAGUCAAUACGCACUCGUUCUAGAGGAGGUGCCUUUCGUGACAAAUCUCGUGAAUAUUCGAACACCUUAACGAGCAAGGAUGCCUUGGAGAACUCGAAACAUCUCAAGGAUGAUGGUUUCACCCUUUGGUGCGACGUGGUUGUUGUCGUGGAGGACGUCGUCAAUGCCAGGGGCACAGGCGCCGCUCCACCGUUCGUUACGGUUCCGCCGCCCGACAUGCAGAGGCACUUCACCGAUCUCCUGACCGCCCAGGAAGGCACCGACGUGAAGUUCAAGGUUGGCGGCCAGACAAUCGCCGCACAUCGGUGCGUCCUUGCGGCCAGAUCUAGAGUAUUCAAGGCUGAGCUCUUCGGCCCUAUGAAGGAGAGCACGGCGACCGCCAGGGCCAUACACAUAGAGGACACGGAACCUCGAGUUUUCAAGGCAAUGCUUGCGUUCAUUUACAGUGACUCGGAGCCGGAACUGGAGAAGGAAGAUGCUGAAGAUGCGAUGUGGCAGUGGCCGCAGCUGCUCGUCGCGGCGGAUAGGUACGAUCUGCAGCGGCUGAAGCUCAUGUGUGAAGCUAAGAUAUGCGGGUUCAUUGGUGUCAACACCACGACGACCAUCCUGGAACUGGCUGAGAACCACCACUGUGACGGCCUGAGGAAGGCGUGCUAUAAUUUUCUCGGUGCGCCGGGGAACCUGAGGGCUGUCGCGGCCACUGAUGGGUUCGACGAUCUGAUUACGAGCCACCCCUCCGUCAUGAAGGAGCUGAUCGCCAUGCUUGCGCCCUAG
Molecule: messenger RNA, 1098 nt
Organism: Triticum dicoccoides
Lineage: Eukaryota; Viridiplantae; Streptophyta; Magnoliopsida; Poales; Poaceae
Product: BTB/POZ and MATH domain-containing protein 2-like
Exons: 1
Coding region: 1-1098 (365 amino acids)
Biological process (GO): protein ubiquitination
Molecular function (GO): protein binding
Source: RefSeq, a predicted model, not a curated record